UCCUCUGUGUGUUCUUCUCUUCCUCAGAUCAUUUGUGUUGUCCCUCUGUGAUGAGUUGAAGAAGAUCCAUUAAGGAUGAAACACUCGACCUACAAUGUGUUGGAAGCAUACAAGAGGAACAAAUUAUUACAAUAUCGCUGCAGCUUAACGUUGCUGCUGUCUCUGGGUUUGUUCUUGGGGAGUAGCCUCCUAUUCACAAAUCAUCUGCAGAGGCUUCAAGCAGAGCACGCUGUUCACAGUUCCUCACAAAAUUUGACAUCCAAGAGUGAGAACAAUCGAUGCAGGGUUGACAGAGGAACUGAAGCAUUGCCUCGAGGUAUCAUCUCGAGAACUUCCGACUUUGAGUUGAGACCCUUGUUGGGUACCCGGAAUGAUCAAAAGAGGUCGAAAUUGUCGAUGAACUUACUGGCUAUGACAGCUGGGAUAGAACAGAAGGACAAUGUGAACAAGAUUGUCAUGAAGUUCAUGCUGAACAAUUUUACUGUGAUGAUUUUCCACUACGAUGGUGUUGUGGACGAGUGGAAUAAAUUCGAAUGGAGUUCUCGUGCUAUACAUGUUUCCGCUGUCAGUCAGACUAAGUGGUGGUUUGCAAAGCGAUUUCUCCAUCCCGAUAUAGUCUCUGAAUAUGAGUACAUCUUCCUCUGGGAUGAAGAUCUUGAAGUCGAUAACUUUGAUCCUGGAAGAUAUAUUUCAAUUGUAAAAGAAGAAGUGCUUGAGAUAUCACAGCCAGCACUGGACCCCAAAUCCUAUCUGCAUCAUCCGAUCACGAUACGCAACAGUACAGUGAAACUGCACAGAAGGAUAGUCCAACAUAUGGAUGCCGGAUUUGAAUGCAGAGAGGACAGUGAAGGUCCACCCUGUACAGGAUGGGUAGAGAUGAUGGCUCCUGUUUUCUCGCGCGCGUCCUGGCACUGUGUGUGGCACUUGAUUCAGAAUGAUUUGGUUCAUGGCUGGGGAAUGGAUUAUCUGCUCGGAUACUGUGCACAGGGUGAUCGGACCAAAAACGUCGGGGUAGUUGAUUCAGAGUAUGUAUUUCAUCCCGGAAAGGUUCUACUCGGAGGAGUUGGGGCAAGCAAGGUCAGAUAUGUCCAAAGGAUUCUAUCACACUGGUCAAAAGUGUCUGAUUUCCGUCGUCCUGUCUCUCUCGGAAAACUGUUUUUACUAAUAUGGGAUGGUCAUAAUCAAUGGAAUUGCAGAGAGUUGCCAAAGCAUCAGAUCAAGCUGCAAGUGCAACCUCUGCAAAUCUCGAACGGUUGGACACAAGAAGUUUGGUAGCUGCGGCGCAAAUGACCUUUCUCACUAUUUUUCUAUUUACAGCUGUAUUCUGAAAUUUGAUGAGACCUUCUCGAUUUUUUCCGGUGCAGAUAAGGAACCAGUCCUUGAGUGACCAACAGAUCUUCUUCAGCAGAUGGAAAAGGGCGGUUGAAGAGGAUGAUUGUUGGACAGAUCCGUAUCACCAGAGGGGAUAGGUAGAAGGAGCGAUUCUUUAGCAUCCAUUGAUGCCAGAAGCUAGACAGCAGAAAGUCAUCCGUUCAUUCUGAUGAAGCAUAACACGUGCUAGCAGCAUAUUACGUGGUAGCUUCACGAUGCAGAAUCGAAUAUAUUUUUGUAAAUUUCAUGAUAGCAGAAACCACAAACUUUGGUUAGAAAAGUGGCAAGAAGCAAUUCUGAUUUCUUUGCGAUUGCACUAACCAACUCGACAGACCCCAAUCGUAGAUAUGACAAUAUUUGAAUUUUUUUUUUCUUCUAUUGUCUGAAAACCAUACCUGAGUUCAAGUAGCAAAUGUAAGAGGGAGGACUCGUAUACCUCGAGAUCCUGAACUGAUGACCUUGUAAGCAGACAGAGCUUCAUCUUUCUCAUUUUCCCAUUCAUUUGGUUUUGGGAAGCCACCCUGAGUUCAUAAAGUAUAUUGAAGAUUUCCCCUCAGAAUAAAACACGAUAUUCGUUAAGGAGAAAUAAUCGUGCUAAUGGCCGAAAACCAGUUGCUUCUUCAUG
Messenger RNA from Punica granatum (pomegranate), 1996 nucleotides. The record is from RefSeq and is a predicted model, not a curated record. Lineage: Eukaryota; Viridiplantae; Streptophyta; Magnoliopsida; Myrtales; Lythraceae.